CCGCUCUGCGCGGCAGGAAGAUGGCGGCGCAACAGCAGGACCGUGAGGGUGGUGCGCAGCUGGCUGGGCCCGCAGCGGAGGCCGACCCGCUGGGCCGCUUUACGUGUCCCGUGUGUUUAGAGGUGUACGAGAAGCCGGUGCAAGUGCCCUGCGGUCACGUCUUUUGCUCUGCAUGCCUGCAGGAAUGUCUGAAGCCGAAGAAGCCUGUCUGUGGGGUGUGUCGCAGCGCUCUGGCCCCUGGCGUCCGAGCUGCGGAGCUCGAGCGGCAGAUUGAGAGCACAGAGACUUCUUGCCAUGGCUGCCGUAAAAAUUUUUUACUAUCCAAGAUCCGGGCCCACGUGGCUACCUGUUCCAAAUACCAGAAUUACAUCAUGGAAGGUGUGAAGGCCACCACCAAGGAUGCCUCCCUUCAGCCAAGGAAUGUCCCAAACCGUUACACAUUUCCUUGCCCUUACUGUCCCGAGAAGAACUUUGAUCAAGAAGGACUAGUGGAACACUGCAAGUUAUCCCAUAGCACGGAUACCAAAUCUGUGGUUUGCCCGAUAUGUGCCUCAAUGCCCUGGGGGGACCCCAACUACCGCAGCGCCAACUUCAUAGAGCACAUCCAGCGCCGGCACCAGUUUUCUUACGAUACUUUUGUGGAUUACGAUGUUGACGAAGAGGAUAUGAUGAAUCAGGUGUUGCAGCGUUCCAUCAUCGAUCAGUGAGCAAUCUCUGCUGUCCGUCUCCUGUUCCAGAGCUUCCAUUGUGUGUGAGGCGUGGAACAUGUGACUCAUACACCUUAAAUGUACAACGGACCUGGAAGUGAGCUGUGGUGUUAGCAUAGGGUCCUUUCUGACAGGAAAAGAGGUCUCCAGGUCAGAGCCGUCCUUUCCUUUGGGAUCUUCCCUCCUGUUCAUUCUGUCACGUGUCCGGUCUCUGACUGCUCCUCAGCUCCUUCCUGGAGCUUCUGCUUCCUCUUCCGGAGGAGAAUCCAGCUUCUCCACCUGUCCUUGUCUCACACACGUUCCUCUCAUCUAGUGUUCAUCUCCCAGGUCCUCUGAGCCAGCCAGGACCUUUCUUGGGUCAUGAAUAGCACAAAUGAGACCAGCAUUUCCUCUCCUUGUUCCCAAGGUGUGUGUGUGUGUCGUUGCUGACAGAGCUCCUUUUGUCCUCUGGGAAUUCUUGUUCGUUGCCAAAAGCUGGAGUUUUACCUCUUGGGAAGCAUUUCAGAAGGCCUGUUAGGGUGAAUGUUCUGGGUUUAGCAUGAUCUGAUGCUGGAAGUUUUGAUUAGUGAUAUUUUCCCACCACUCCUGCACACCCUUAGAAUUAACUGGUUCAGUCUUAAAUGCCUGCAUGGUGCCUUUUUAGGAUAAGGUGUAACCAUACAUUUUUAGUGAGAAUAAGUGUUUCUAGGUUAGGAAAGUUAAACUCCAAUUAUCCAUAAGCGGGGAGGAGGGUCAGCUAAGAGCAGUGCGAGGGCCGUAGCUUUUUGGUUCUGAUUUUCAGCCUAAUGCUGUGUUUUCAAAUGACUGAGUCAUGUUUACCUCUCUCUUUGGGAGCCUGCUUACGUUUCUGUCCUCGAAGCACGAGAAGGAGUCCUCAGAUGAAUAAGAAGACGUUUAGGGGCUCCAGUGGAUACUAUAGUUAUUUUAUCUUUUAUUUGGUAACUUAGAUUAAACUGAGUAUUGCUUUUCUAUCACAAAUGGUUUCCUUAUGAAACUGGUUUCUGCGUGUAAAUCAGUGUGUGAAAACCUGCCUUCUAAAGCAGAGGUUAUAGGAAAUCUAGUAUCCCAGCCUGCUGUCUCUUUUUGACAAGACACACUGUUCAGAAGCGAAACACGUCUCCUCUGAGCACUUGUUGAUGGAAACUGUCUUCUGGAAGCUUGCUUUGUUAAUAGCUCAAGAAAUGUGAAGUUCACCAUGUUUCACGAAUAUUAAUAAAUACAGGGCUACGAGCUGUCAGUUUAAUCUGUAGGAGCAGAACCUUUGAUUGACCAAAAGGCCUGUGGCUUUAGGUUCACUUUUUUGUGUCAGACCUCUCUACGCUGAGCACGGAAAGUUACUCUGGUCAGUAGCUGAGGUUGCACGUGACCGUGUGCUUUGGGCCUGUGUGUACUCCCUUGCCAGUAGGGGCUGCAGAUACCUUGUUCCCAGCAAAGACAGGGCCCUUUGGGGGCAAAGUAAUGUUUUCUAAAGUGAUACUGUUUGGGAGGGCUCAAAUGUUAAGGUCUGUGUCUUCACUGUCAUUUCUGGAAAAAGUUCACUCUGACCUCCCUGAAGUGAGAGGUCUAAGUUUGGAGGGAAAUUUGACCAAGCUGUCAUUUGAGGGAAUGGAUGAGAGUGUGUCCAUUUCACUGGUGGUACCAAGAAACUGAUUUCCUUGUAUUAAGUGCACUUCAUGUAUUUCUAAUAAGAUGACUUUCCAGAAAGUGAAAUUUGUUAAUGUUCUGGCUUUUAAAUGGUGAAAUAUAAAUAAAUUUCCUAAUUUAUCCAA
Enhydra lutris kenyoni (northern sea otter) is the source of this 2476-nucleotide messenger RNA. RefSeq names its product ring finger protein 114. Gene Ontology annotation, molecular function: ubiquitin protein ligase activity. The transcript is spliced from 6 exons. Lineage: Eukaryota; Metazoa; Chordata; Mammalia; Carnivora; Mustelidae. Gene Ontology annotation, biological process: ubiquitin-dependent protein catabolic process; protein polyubiquitination. The record is from RefSeq and is a predicted model, not a curated record. The coding region runs from base 21 to 707 and encodes 228 amino acids.